Molecule: messenger RNA, 1754 nt
Organism: Purpureocillium takamizusanense
Lineage: Eukaryota; Fungi; Ascomycota; Sordariomycetes; Hypocreales; Ophiocordycipitaceae
Exons: 2
Coding region: 186-986 (266 amino acids)
Molecular function (GO): zinc ion binding; nucleic acid binding
Source: RefSeq, a predicted model, not a curated record
CACCACCUCAUCAUUGUUAAUCAGAUCAGGGUUUGGAAAGGCCCAGUGCCCGACCGGACGCGAACCACCAAAUUUUCAGAGGAACUGGCGAACUGGGCUUUGAUUUUGGGAUUAUCGAAACCUUGAGCAUCCAUCAGUUCCAGCGCCCAGAGAUUCUUACACGACCCGGCAAAUAUUCUUUCAAGAUGGCUCCAGAAACUCCAAAAGGAGUCUCUUCGAGGCUCCUGACGAUGAAGUUUAUGCAGAGAGCAGCGGCCUCUGCAUCAUCGGCUGGGUCGCCAGACUCCGAGGCCCCGUCCUCCAAAAAGCGGAAGCUCGAGCACUCCCCCGCUCAGGGCUGCAUCAACCUAAACAUCGACCAAGCCCUCAUCCAGGCCGCUCUCGACCAGGAGGAAGCCACGCGCCAAACGGCGCUUGAGAGGCAUUCGACUACCGACACUCACUGGGUCUUGGACAACCAGUGGAGCAAAGCGAAACCGACACGGACGGCCAGCAAUCCUCUAAACGUGGUCUACGUGGGCUACGGGGACUUCGAUUCGGCAAAUGAGUCGGGCGACAACGAAGAUGUGGCCGACAAGGGCCGAACAUCGACGAAGCCGCCGCCGCCGACCACAAAGAAAGGGGCGACAUCGCAGGGCAAGGACGGAGAUGAAUCUGACAGUGACGAGGAAAGCUCCAACGAGCACUCCUCAAGCGACGACGAGGGACCCAGGCGCAAGCGGAGAAAGGGAACCUCGGGCGACAACACACCUCCAUCACGGGACCGGUCUCGCUCGCAAUCGCGCUCCAGGCACAACGCGGAAGGCAUCAAGGCCAAAGAGUUUCGAGACAAGCGGAAGAAGAAGGAGGUUCGGAUAAACCAACUGACCUCCAUUUCUGGAGGCGGAGGUACAAUGAGCAGCAACAGGUCCAUGAAAUGCUACACAUGCCAACAGGUUGGCCACAAAGCAUCGGACUGUCCUCAGCGACCGCAGCGCAGGAAAUGAGCCCGUAAUUGUGGGUGGCCUCAAGUGAGGCAAGAUAGCGCUCAUUCACAUUGUCAGCGAAAGCAGCGAGCAAGCACUACGCCGCUGUUUUGCGGAUCACGAGCCUUUAUACCCUUUUUCCUUGCUGCAAACGCGCACCCGCUGAUGCUGCGAGGAACCCUGGUGUGAAGCCUCAUGGCCAAGUCGUGGCCAAUUCGGGUCUCACCAGCGGUGUUUGACUCAUACGCCACUGGAAGAUAUUGGUUCGUCUUGAUCAGGCGACCUUUCGGGCCGCCCGUAUCCUGCGCGGGCUCGUCGAUGGCAGCACCACGAGUUACCAUGGCGUUUUGAGGAGAGACAGGACAUGAUGUAGCAAGCCAGGCGCAUGCUGAUGCCCAUCCAUGAUGCACCAGCCGGUGACUAUGUACGAGGGUCAGGCGAACGACAGUUGCACGGCAUCCCCACCAUGAUCAAACAACAUCAUGGUACGAAGUAGGUAGCCAUGGCAGUCCGUCCUUGUAGCUCCUUGGUUGGGCCCGUGCUCUCGGCUACCUAGCAACCGCAAUCACUGUACAAGCGGCUGGGGUUCGGGUUGCAUGUCAAACCAUGCAAACGAAUUUUUGCCCAUGUCCAGGGCCCAGAAACAGCUGUUGUGCAUCAGGACCAUGGAAGAUAUCACGGCACGGGGAAGGCAUCUGACCCGUACUGCUUACUUUCCUGUGUUGUUGGGGAUUGAAUUGAUGUAGAGCAGAGCGUUGAAUAGACCCAGUCAUAAAGAUCCGUGAUGCC